UCUCCCCGGGGCCGUGGGCAGGGUUGCUGGGCUGGGCUGGGCUCCGGGCCGCUAUAUAACUGCAGCCCGCGGGCGGCUCCUUCACCCCAGCCCCGCGCCUCCUUCACACCCGCAGCCCGCUCCGUUGUCUUGGAUCUACCCACCCAGCUCUGCAGAGAUGGCAUGUCCUCUGGACGAGGCCAUCAAGCUCUUGGUUGCCGUUUUCCACAAGUACUCGGGAAAGGAAGGGGACAAGCAUACGCUGAGCAAGAAGGAGCUGAAGGAGCUAAUCCAGAAGGAGCUGACCAUUGGGCCGAAACUGAAGGAUGCUGAAAUUGUUGGGCUCAUGGAGGACCUGGACCAGAACAAGGACCAGGAAGUCAACUUCCAGGAGUACGUCACUUUCCUAGGGGUCCUGGCCAUGAUUUACAACGAGGUUUUGACGGGAUAAGAAGUAGACGGGCCGAAGCAGCAUGCUGGGGACUGCGCCCUGAUGAGUCACUGCGUAUCCAAUAAAAUUUUGUUUUGUACAUUG
Molecule: messenger RNA, 514 nt
Organism: Mauremys mutica (yellowpond turtle)
Lineage: Eukaryota; Metazoa; Chordata; Testudines; Geoemydidae
Gene: S100A6
Product: S100 calcium binding protein A6
Exons: 3
Coding region: 158-430 (90 amino acids)
Cellular component (GO): cytoplasm; nucleus; perinuclear region of cytoplasm
Molecular function (GO): S100 protein binding; calcium ion binding
Source: RefSeq, a predicted model, not a curated record